AUGAACGUCCCCGUCCCCCGAAAGCUGGAGAGCGGCGAGGGGAAGGGCUGGGUGACACCGGAGGGCAGGUUUCCCUGGAGAGGCGCUGCCCAGGGCCAGCUCUGGCCAAGAAGAGCAGAACUUGUGCAAAAAUCACUGGCGGAGCGGAGCUGCUGCAUGUGGAAGUCCCCAGCGUCCCCUCGGCCGGCGCUGGUGGCUCUGCCUGGGACGGGGCUCACAGAGAUGGACACGCGAAUGCGGGUGGAGAAAUGUCCCGUUGUGGCGCCUCCGGUGCAAGAUAUUGAAUUCACCCAGAUUGAAAUGAAGGUCAUUGAGGGGCUGAAAAUCGGCAACGAGUGUCUGAACAAGAUGCACCAGGUUAUGUCAAUAGAAGAAGUGGAAAGAAUCAUAGGUGAAACCCAGGACGCAGUGGAGUACCAGAGGCAAAUAGAUGAGAUACUGGCUGGCAGCCUGACUGAAGAAGAUGAAGAUGCCAUUUUAGAAGAAUUAAAUGCCAUUACUCAGGAACAGAUUGAGCUUCCAGAAGUUCCUUCGGAGCCGCUCCCAGAAGAGGUUCCAGAACCGUCACCCGUCAAGAACAGGCCCAAAGCAGAACCGGUGGCGGCCUCUUAGCUCCAGCCUCUGGGGCUUCCCCCGUCCCUCUGUCCCGGGACAGUUCUCCGUCCCAGCACGGGCUGGGUCCGAGCGGUGCCUCGGCAGCAUCCCAGCUGUGCUGGGCGGAUCGUGGAGCAGGAUUCCCUGUGCAGGGUGGGGAACCUCGGCUGAUUAUUGCUCUUGUAUCAAGAUUAUUUUCUAGUGCUUUCCUUUUUUGUAACUUAAAUCCUAAACUCACUCAGCUGCGCUGUCUUGGGAUUAAACAACAACUCUAACCUUCCAAAUCCAAA
Tinamus guttatus (white-throated tinamou) is the source of this 884-nucleotide messenger RNA. The record is from RefSeq and is a predicted model, not a curated record. NCBI's taxonomy places the organism in Eukaryota, Metazoa, Chordata, Aves, Tinamiformes, Tinamidae.